This is a messenger RNA of Metarhizium robertsii ARSEF 23, 1953 nucleotides long. Its product is annotated as ribosome biogenesis protein Kri1. Gene Ontology annotation, cellular component: nucleolus; 90S preribosome. The transcript is spliced from 2 exons. NCBI's taxonomy places the organism in Eukaryota, Fungi, Ascomycota, Sordariomycetes, Hypocreales, Clavicipitaceae. The record is from RefSeq and is a predicted model, not a curated record. Gene Ontology annotation, biological process: endonucleolytic cleavage in ITS1 to separate SSU-rRNA from 5.8S rRNA and LSU-rRNA from tricistronic rRNA transcript (SSU-rRNA, 5.8S rRNA, LSU-rRNA). The coding region runs from base 1 to 1953 and encodes 650 amino acids.
AUGGCCUUGGGAACAGAGGGCCCGUCCAAUGGCCCGAAACCGCCGAAACGCAAUCUCUUGGAUGACAGCGAUUCCGACUCUGAUGGAGGCGCUCAGUUAGAAAAAAGCGACUUAAAGGUUAAUGAAGAAUAUGCCCGUCGCUUCGAAUAUAACAAGAAGCGUGAAGAGAAGCACAAGCUGGAAGAGAAGUUCAAGAACAGUGGCAAGGGCCAGGAUGAUGAUGACGACGAAUCAUCAUCAUCAUCUAAUGAAACCGAAGACGAAGAUGGUUUCCUAGCCACCGAAGACUUGGACGCUCAGAUCUCUGCCACUCUACAUGCCAUUCGAAACAAGGACCCGCGGUUGUAUGACAAAAACUACAAGUUCAUAGACCUUCCCGAUGAGGACACGGUGGGGACCAAGGAAAAGAAAGAAAAGCCCGUGUUUCUUCGAGAUUAUCACCGAGAAAAGCUCCUACAAGGAGCUGCAGCUACCUCCGACGGCGAAGAGGACCCUGUUCCGCAAACCUACGCCGAGGAACAGGACGCCCUCAGGAAGAGUAUUGUAUCAGAGUUUAACACUGCUGGAGCAGUGGAUGACUCUGAUGACUCCGACUCCGAUGGUUUUAUGAAGAAGAAAGCACCCGCCGAAGUAGCAAAGACCGAAAAUGGCGUCCACCCUGCGCGAGCGGCUGCCCUGAAAAUUUCUGACCUGGACAUAGUCAAUGCUGAUAAGGACCCUGAAACAUACCUGUCCAACUUCUUGUCCGCCAGAGCCUGGAUACCAGAGGAAGGAGGACGCUGGAAAGCUUUCGAAUCAGAUGAAGGGGAGGAUGAUGAUCGAGCCGAUGAGUUCGAACAGGCCUACAACAUGCGAUUCGAGAACCCAGAAAAGAGCAACGAAGUCCUCCAAUCUUAUGCACGUGAUUUUGCUGCUGCGCGAUCGGUCAGAAGAGAGGAAAAGACCGGCAGACAGCGUCAAAGAGAAAUAGAGAAGCAGAAGAAGGAGGAGGAAAAGCGCCAGAGACGCGAAGACAAGGCCCGCUUGCGCAAGCUCAAGCUCGAAGAGACCGAGGAGAAACUCCGCAAGGUCAAGCAGGCAGCUGGUGCCGUUGGCAAGGAGUUAACGGAGCAGGAAUGGAUGAAGUUUCUUGACGAAGCAUGGGAAAAUGACAAGUGGGAGGAAGAAAUGCAGAAGCGAUUUGGCGACGACUAUUACGCUAUGGAAGAUAACGCCACUGCAGCAUCUGAUGGCGGGGACGACGAUAUCGAGAAAAAGAAGAAGAAGAAGCACGUCGAGAAGCCCAAGUGGGACGACGACAUUGACAUCAAAGACCUCAUCCCCGACUUUGAAGAUGAGGACCAAGCCAAGCUCCGCAUCAGUCUCAGCGACGAAGACGACGAAAACCAAGAUUCCGAUGGGCCUCCCUCUAAAAAGCGAAAAACAUCAGAACACAAGCGCGCCCGCCUCGAAUCCCAAAAGCAAGCCCGCAAAGAGCGUUUCAAGCUAGAAGCCCUCGUCGAUUCCAAACUUGAACUCGACAACCACGAGCUCCUUAGCUCCAACUCCGGAAUGACCUUUAGGUAUCGCGAAACGUCCCCGCAAUCAUUCGGAAUGACGGCUCGAGACAUCCUCCUCGCCCCUUCGGACAAGGAUCUGAACCAGUUUUUCGGCCUCAAGAAACUCGCGCCCUUUAGAGAUCCUGAGAAGAAACAUCGUGAUAAGAAGCGUCUUGGUAAGAAGGCACGUCUCAGAGAGUGGCGAAGAGGUACAUUUGGCAAGGAGUUUGAGAAGGAGGGGCCUACGUAUGGGUUUGAAAUGGUCAUGGAUGAGGAGGAUGUCAUAAUGGAUGGAGUACCUGGCAAGGCCGUUACGGGUGAGUCCGUACAUGUGGUUGGGGAUGUUGGCGCUAGAAAGAAGAAAAGAAAGAGAUCCAAGGGUAAGAAGAAGGGAGGUGCCGUGGAAGCCGAGUAA